AUGUCAGGGGUUACCGAUAACCGCAAAUCAGUCCUGAUCACAGGUUGUUCUCCCGGUGGAAUUGGGCAUGCCCUUGCGCGGGAGUUUCAUCGAAAUGGAUUGCGCGUGAUAGCUACAGCCCGUAAAGCGGAGACUAUCUCCGACCUAGCUGGGCUUGGCAUUGAGACUCUGAGUUUGGUGGUCGAUGACCUUGAGAGUGUCAAGGCUUGCUAUACUGAAGUUGAGACAAGACUCGGUAAUAAAGGUUUAGAUUACCUGGUGAACAACGCAGGCCGCAACUAUACUGUCCCUGCCAUGGAGGUUGAUCUAGCGGAGGCACGCAAGACAUUUGAUACCAACUUUUUUGCUGUCAUUGUCAUGUGCCAGACAUUUGUGCCACUUUUGAUCAAAGCCAAGGGAACGAUUGUUCAGGUUGGAUCGAUCGUUGCUGUGAUUCCCUACGUAUUUGGAUCGGUCUACAAUGCAUCCAAAGCCGCUCUGCACUCUUUCAGCGACGUUCUUCGAGUCGAACUAGCUCCCUACGGAGUCCAUGUCACUACUAUUGUGACAGGAGGCGUACAAUCUCGAAUUGCGCGUACCGAACGCCACUUACAGCCGAAUUCCAUGUACAUGGAUAUCGAGAAGGAGUAUGACCAGCGCGUCGUGCAUAGCCAACAUAAUGCAAUGCCCCAUGAUGCGUAUGCCAAGAGUGUCGUUGCUCAGGUAUUGUAUGGAUCAGCCCCGUGGCGCUGGCUGUGGCCUUGGGCGCAAGGACGAAAGCUUUGGAUCUGGGAGGGUCAUCGCAGUUGGGUCGUUUGGCUGCUCUCGGGAGGUUGGGCGUGGAAUGGGCUAUUUGGAUGGGUUCUUGGAAAGAUGUUCAACCUAGGAAAGAUCCAAGCGAAGAAGAAGAACGAGUAA
Messenger RNA from Penicillium odoratum, 897 nucleotides. Its product is annotated as SDR family oxidoreductase. NCBI's taxonomy places the organism in Eukaryota, Fungi, Ascomycota, Eurotiomycetes, Eurotiales, Aspergillaceae. The record is from RefSeq and is a predicted model, not a curated record. Gene Ontology annotation, molecular function: acylglycerone-phosphate reductase (NADP+) activity; triacylglycerol lipase activity. Gene Ontology annotation, cellular component: endoplasmic reticulum; lipid droplet. Gene Ontology annotation, biological process: phosphatidic acid biosynthetic process; triglyceride catabolic process. The transcript is spliced from 6 exons. Bases 1 to 897 code for a protein of 298 amino acids.